AUGGAUCUCACAUACUUGGUCGUUGCCGUAUUCGGAAUGUGCGUCUUGCGGCCGUGCAGUUCGCUGCCUGUAGCCGCCACCGCCGCCGCUGCUCCUACGCCUACCCCGUCGUCACCGCCGUCGCUGCAGGUCGCCGCCGCUGUACCGGCCAACCGCAAUGACAAAAGGUCCAGGUCGCUGUUCCAGUCACCGCCGCAGGCUCCGCAUCAGUACCAUCUCCACGCCGGCGGCGCGGUCGAUCUGUACGACGACGUGAUGGACGACUUGCCGUAUUACUUGCAACACCAACAACAGCCGCACCAGCUCCAGCACCAGCAACAGAAACAGCAACAGUUGUCUCUGCAGGAUCCGGCCGACGAGGACGAGCUGAGGACCGUCGACGACAGCAACGCCGUCGAUCAGGAUAUGCGGCUGUCGAGCCGGGCGCGACCCGCCAAGCCCGACUCGCCCGUGUACUUUAUCCGGUUACCACCGCAACCGUACAUGUACGUGCCCGGUUACGGUUACGUCAGCCAACCGACGCGGUUGGAACCACCGCCGUUCACGCAGCGGCCGCACUCGCCGUUUCUGAACCUACCACUGAGCUACGUGUCCAACGCUAAGCCCGUGGGAAUAUACACGCUGCCGCAACAGCACCACAACCAGUACCAGCACCAACAGCAGCAGCAGCAUUUGCCGGGCAAGCCGCAGAAACCGAACAGACGUCCGCAACCGUCAUCCACGCCAUCGCCACCACCCCCGCCGCCUCCACCUCAGCAACAGCAACCGGAUUCACCGAUCUACCAUCUAGACAAAGGCCCGUACGUGUUCAACGGCCGCCCGACAGACGUGUUCCUGUUGCAGAGCGCAUACGACAAUUUGUACUCUGAAGUGCUACAAAACAUUUACCCAUAA
Molecule: messenger RNA, 894 nt
Organism: Macrosiphum euphorbiae (potato aphid)
Lineage: Eukaryota; Metazoa; Arthropoda; Insecta; Hemiptera; Aphididae
Source: the annotation of a GenBank genome assembly